AUCUAAAUCCACACACUUACCCCAGAGACACUUGUCGGUUCAUGCUUACUGAUGCCAUACCGACAAUAGCCAAGAUAUGCAGUCAGCUUGGAGGUUCAACAGCUCGUCUGUUGGAAUCUACAGAAGACCAGCUGAGACAACUAGCCUCGUGGGAUGAGUAACUACCAGAUUCUUCGACUUCACAUCCACAGCUGCCCAUUGUUGGGUUAGCUGGACUACAAAUUGGCACUGUCUCCAGUCCGCUGUCCCUUCCUAACAGAGGCACCUGUUCCUGGUGGCACAGUUCCUGGUGGCAUUCAGAGUGCCAGGGAAAGCAACAGGAGGAGGAAGAGUGGAGCAGGUCUGAGAAGCAGAAGCGCAUCUGGUGGUGACCAUCGCUAGGAAGAGAAGGAGGCAAGGAUCGGUCCAGGAGAAAUGAUGUCCAAAGUCAAACAAGUCAUACAAGAUCUCACUGUGGAGAAAGACAAAGGUGGGGAGGCCUCCAGACACAGUGAAGAAGAAUCCCACCUUCUGGAAGAGGUAGAGACCAAGAAUCCUGGAGGUUAUGUCAAAAGGAAAGUCAGGCGACUUGUGUGUAACUUUAGAUGGCCCACACCCAACAGACAUGUUGAUCACAGUGAAGGGAGAGAGGAUGCUGGGAGAUUUGUAGGGCAGGAGACAGAAGCCAAGAGAAAGAGUCAGGAGCAGUGGAUGAGGUUUUCCAAGUGGUUCCUCACACCGGAAUCUGACAGUCAUUACAACUUAGGCCUCAUUCCUUGAAAUCUAAGAUUUUCUCUGGGCUCAUAAAGUGACUACUGUUUUACAAGCUUGUAUUUAGUGGGCUAUUUUUUCUAAACUUUCCAUGUUUCCACUUAACGGUUUCUACGUAAAUAUUGUUUACUUGUUGCAUUUAGUUCUAAACAUUCCUACCAGCAUGGAAAUUUAACCCAUUUUAGAAAAAAAAACCCUCCUUUUUCAUAAUUUGAAAUUAAUAAAGCAGUUUA
Molecule: messenger RNA, 983 nt
Organism: Mus musculus (house mouse)
Lineage: Eukaryota; Metazoa; Chordata; Mammalia; Rodentia; Muridae
Gene: Bex6
Product: brain expressed family member 6
Exons: 3
Coding region: 415-759 (114 amino acids)
Cellular component (GO): cytoplasm
Source: RefSeq, marked provisional